AAGGGAGAGCACCAGACAGAAACCAUGGGAGCUUUCUUCACUUUGUCCAUCUCUGCUGCUGUCAUUCUCUCGGUAAUUCAUGGAGGUUUGUGUGUGGAUAUCAUUGGAGGAAGUGAAGUAGCACCACACUCAAGACCAUUUAUGGCCCUAAUCAAAGGAGCAAAUGGAAAAUCUGUUUGUGGAGGAGCUUUGAUCAAGGAAGAUUGGGUGCUAACAGCUGCCCACUGUAAUGUGGCAGGAGGCAAGGUUAUUCUUGGAGCUCAUUCACAAAAUGGAGCAGAAAAAGAAAGACAGGUUUUUAAGAUUGCAAAACACAUUCCCUACCCAUGCUACUGUUCCUGUUCUAAGGAAAAUGACAUUAUGCUGCUGCAGCUUCAGAAAAGAGCAAGACUUAAUAAAGCUGUACAACUCAUUCCCCUGCCUACCUCAGAUGAUGAUCCUAAACCAGGAACAAUUUGCACAGUAGCAGGAUGGGGGAAAACUCACAAUAAUCGGAAUGCGCUUUCUGAUACCCUGAGGGAGGUCAAUAUCACUGUCAUCAGUAGGAAAAUCUGCAACAACAGAAGUCAUUAUAGAAACAACCCUAUUAUAACAUCCAACAUGAUAUGUGCAGGGAGUAAGAAUGGAGGAAAGGAUUCAUGUUAUGGGGAUUCUGGUGGACCUUUAAGGUGCAAUAAUGUCAUGAAGGGAAUCACUGCUUUCGGGAAGGCGAACAAAUGUGGUGCUGUUGAUAGCCCUGGUGUCUACACUCGACUCACAGAGCAGUACCUUCAGUGGAUAAGGAAAACCAUAGGCGGAGCCCAAUAG
Indicator indicator is the source of this 807-nucleotide messenger RNA. Its product is annotated as granzyme A-like. Gene Ontology annotation, biological process: proteolysis. The transcript is spliced from 5 exons. The record is from RefSeq and is a predicted model, not a curated record. The coding region runs from base 25 to 807 and encodes 260 amino acids. NCBI's taxonomy places the organism in Eukaryota, Metazoa, Chordata, Aves, Piciformes, Indicatoridae. Gene Ontology annotation, molecular function: serine-type endopeptidase activity.